Molecule: messenger RNA, 771 nt
Organism: Striga asiatica
Lineage: Eukaryota; Viridiplantae; Streptophyta; Magnoliopsida; Lamiales; Orobanchaceae
Source: the annotation of a GenBank genome assembly
AUGUUACUAGGUCAUAUAAGAAAUUCGGAGGCCCAAGAAAAGAAGAGAGGUCAGGAGCAGGACCAUCCCGAGAGCUCGAAUAGGGAAAAGAGACAGGAAAAGCUUGAGAUCUCCUCCCAGGACGAGCUAAUAGAGGGGGAGCUUGAGAAGGUAACCAAGGUUCCCACCGGCACUAUCUCCCGCCAGGAAGCAACGCGACACCUCAGCGAUCGGCGGCAGGACAUCAGCCCGGAACCUCAGGACGUCGAAGCCGUCAUCGUACUGGGCCGGGAACCGGUGCUCCGGCGCCAGGCGGUAGUUGACGGAGACAACUACGGCGGGGACCUCCCGCGCGAAUCGGCGGCAGACGUGGUCAUAGCCCUUGAAAUCGGGGGCCAGACGAAUCCGCCGCCGUGGAAGAAGACGACGACGGGUAGCCGGUUCUGGCCGGAUCCGGAUCCGGAUUUUUCGGGCGGGCCGGCGGGGGUGAAGAGGCGGAACCAGAGGUUGCGGGAGGGGUCCACGGAAACGUCGGAGGUGGUGACGCCGCGGCGGGGCUUGGGAUUGGGGGGGACCUUGAAGCCGGCGGAGUCGAUCAGCCGGAAUGCGCUGCGGUUGACGGUGCCGUUGGGGCGGCUGGAGAAGUCGGUGAUGGCGUUGAGCAGGAAGAUGGAGCAGCGGGUUUUCCAGGGGAGGGCGGGGCGCUUCUGGGUCGGGCUCGGGCCGGGCAUUUGGAUUUUUUUUUUUAAUCUUCUUCCAGAUCUGGUUUUGGGUUUUGAUGUUGGGCAAUGA